UGCACGUAUAUUCCUCCGUCUUCCAGUCUUCCAUAUACAAAGUUAGGACGUUUCCAGUGUUUGCCUGCCAGGACAACGCCACAAUGAGAGCAGUCAGUGGUUGCCUGAUCCUACUUCUUGUGACGUCUCAUAUGUCCGUUGCCAGAAAAUUCACCAAGUGCCAGUUCCUACGAGAACUAAGGAAAGGCAACGUUGCAAAAAAAGAUUUAGCAACCUUUUUGUGUAUAGCUCAGCAUGAGAGCGGUCUGAAUACUGCAGCUAGGGGCGGGCCCAACAGGGACAGAAGCUAUGACAAUGGGAUAUUCCAGAUAAACGACAGAUACUGGUGCAAAAACAGAGGCGUAGGCGGAAGUUGCAACAUUAAUUGUGCAAAACUCAGAGACAACAACGUGGCCGAUGACAUCAAAUGCGCAUUGAAGAUCAAGAAGUCUCAAGGAUUUACAGCUUGGGUCGUUUACCGGAAAUAUUGCACCAGGGCUUCCUUGCCCAGUUGUUGAACUCGCCCCUACAAUCCACUGGUUUAUUCAGAAAAUAAGGAAAAUAUAUCAGGCCAAAUAACAAUGGAAAAUGACCGCAAUGCAUCGAUUUCUAUACACACAGCACCUCAGGGUUUAUUGUGAAAUAAUUGUGGAACAGAAUGUGUUUCAUGUUCACCAACUGUCCCAUGUGUGAUGUUGUAUUUUAGCGUCCUGUUGCACUGAUU
Molecule: messenger RNA, 703 nt
Organism: Cryptotermes secundus
Lineage: Eukaryota; Metazoa; Arthropoda; Insecta; Blattodea; Kalotermitidae
Product: lysozyme C-like
Exons: 5
Coding region: 84-497 (137 amino acids)
Source: RefSeq, a predicted model, not a curated record